AUGAGCAGGUACAAACUAACUUCCCUUGUGUUUGAUUCCCAAAAAGCCGACAUCAAGUUUACAAAUGAGAAACCUACAUUACCGGUGAAAAAGAAAUCACCCAAAAUCAAUACAGGGACAAAUUAUUUGGAUAUUUUGAAUUCACCAUCGGAUACUGGUAAUGAACCGGAGGAACGCCGACUAGAUUCUCAGCAGCCAGACAAACAUUUGUCUCCACUGACACCAUCGGCACCACCACCACCACCACCACCGCUACCACCGCCAGCUGCACCGCCUUCUCCCUCACCGCAGCCGGCACCACAAUUUACAUCGCCACUUCCGGAACCGACGUUAUUUGACCAUCUUACACCGCCUUCCUAUCCCGCUGAAGACGGAGAUACAACAGUCAAACCGAAGAUAAACUUGUUUGCAGAACUUGAAGCCCAGUCUCAAUUCAUGAUGGGGUCACGUGAUGAAGAGACAAUGGAAUCCAACAGCAGCUGGACAACCGAUGACCAACAGCCUCUGGCGGAGAGUUCGCCACGAGAGAAACGACGAGGGGGAGGUCGUCCUCCGGACUUUUCAUUGACCGGAAGUGUGAGAUUCCCCGUACAACCAGAUAACAGGAUGUCCAAUAUCUACAACAAUGAUUCCAUGCGAAGAUUUGACCCGACGAUAUACUAG
This is a messenger RNA of Pecten maximus, 663 nucleotides long. RefSeq lists its product as uncharacterized. The record is from RefSeq and is a predicted model, not a curated record. Lineage: Eukaryota; Metazoa; Mollusca; Bivalvia; Pectinida; Pectinidae. Bases 1 to 663 code for a protein of 220 amino acids. The transcript is spliced from 2 exons.